Pectinophora gossypiella (pink bollworm) is the source of this 3300-nucleotide messenger RNA. RefSeq lists its product as uncharacterized. The transcript has 3 exons. Bases 219 to 1412 code for a protein of 397 amino acids. NCBI's taxonomy places the organism in Eukaryota, Metazoa, Arthropoda, Insecta, Lepidoptera, Gelechiidae. The record is from RefSeq and is a predicted model, not a curated record.
ACAUAUAUCUAAGUAUUGUUGUAUUUUCGUACAUAACGAGAAAAAGUGAUCAAUUAACGUGUUCGUCCUUCUUAGCUUCAAUUAAAUAAGUACUUAAGUUACAUGUCAACUCCUGCGCAGAACAUAAUUAGAGUUGAUUAGUUUACUUCCCACACUCAUAGCGCUCGCGCAGUCAUAUUCCCUACACAACACGUAACGCGCGUGGCGGUCAUCCCGACAUGUACCGAUUAGCUUUACUAUCCCUUCUGUGGAACCUCGGUGUAGAUUGUGCCACGUACCCGCGCUAUGGAGACACCUCUGGGUAUUCCACCGGUUACCCCACCAGCUACCCCAGCUCCACCAUAAACAACCUCAACAAUAACUUCCCGUAUAAAACCGCGGACUACGGGAGCGACAUCGCGAGGUUUCCAGAAGUGACGCGUUACCCCAACUACAGUCCUGCUUAUGGGUACACUACUCCCGGGUAUUCAGGCUCCGGGUAUUCAUCUACGAGAUAUCCCAACUACAAUACUGGAUAUUCGACGACAGGGUAUAAUACCCUGUACAGUGGGGGGUCGAGUAAUGUAAAUUAUAAUCAGGGUUAUAAUCGGUAUGGGGCAGGGUAUGGUUAUGGAACGGGGUCUAGUUACGGUACGGGUUCCGGUUAUGGUACAGGAACAGGAUAUGGCACAGGAACGGGCUAUGGUACAGGAACGGGAUAUGGAACCGGUUCUACUAUUGGAGGGUACACUUCAUACGAAGCUCCGUUCAUGAGGGGCCUUGGAGGAUGCGUCAACAGGUCCCCCCAAAUGGGAAUAUAUGUGGACAGUCUGAUGGGCAUGUGGUACGGAGUGGAGUACAUUCAGCACUUGGGUGCAGAUUCCAGGAUCGACUUCACCAGGACCUGCAUCGUUAUACACUUGGCAGAGCCGAUGGAUCGGCCAUCAACAGAGAACCAGUCGUUCCACGUGCAGCACAUCAACGCCAAGUUCCGGUAUGACUACAGACACCUGCGGCUGUUGUGGGACGAAGCUGGCCACACCACAGAGUAUGCGCUCUACUUCCGGAACGACACCGCUGGCUACUGGCACGUCUACGACGGACAGAACGGGACAUUGACCAACUUACCAAACUACCAGCAAUUCAGCGGAACGGUGCAAGUGCUGAAGGCAGUGAACGACCAUCUCGUGUUGAACUUCUGCCAAGAAGGGGUCAACGGGCGGUCUCCACAACUAUACUCUGUCCUCUUCUCCCGUUACCCUGGAGAGCUGAACCGGUGGGAGAUAGAGUCAGUACACAGCAUGUUGCAGAACAAGAAGUUAUCAACUGCUUCAAGAAGAAUGGUGUGUGGUAACAGUGCCGAUAGGCCUCUUUACAGCGUGUUCUUCUCAAUCCUAACGUGUGUAUUAGCUUAUGCCAUAGGUUCAUGGUAGAAUAUACCUAAGUAGGGAAUGUUUUGAGUGAAGUGAAUGUGAGCAUGAUUGUUUGACCGACAACGACAAUCAAACGAAGUAUUUUACAUAAUGUUGUAAAAACUAUUGAGUCAAUUUCGAUUAGGUACAUUGGUUUUCAUCAUUAAGAUUACACGACUUUACUAGUCCAUUUAAUAUCUACCUAUCUGUAAAACAAUAUUGGGGUAAGGUUAUAAAAAUGCGAUGAAGGAGAUUUUUCAUUUUUUUAUAGGUAAUACUUACCUACUUACUUUAUCUUUCUGCGAAAAAUAGUUGGUAUUCUGGAGUGCUUGUACACAUGGACACAGAGUUUCAAUAGAAUUGAUAAAAACUAAUGUACAAUGAGAUCAUAUUACCUAAAAACAGGUUUCACAUUCCCAAAUAUGACACAGACAGAAUUGCAAAAAAACGAAAAAAAUAUUUGAUGAUCUCAUAUUGUUAACGACAGCCUCCUUGGUCGUCCUAAAUUUUGUUUAUUAAAUAUACUUGUCAUAUUCAGUACGUUCCAUUGUGUUUUUGAAAAAAUGACAGUUUCGUUCAAUAUUAAAAUCAGCUUAUAAUGUUUUGCUUUCUCGAUCUUUUCAUACGUAUGCACUCUCAACACAUAUCAUGACUAAGUUAACUCUUUUCUUGAUUUAUACACAUUAUGACUUACAAAUGAGGCCAACUGAUAAAUAAUCAUACUAAAAUAUAGCAGGUAUACCUCUAUUUACCUACCUACUAAGUUGAUCGCAAUGGGAAAUAACUUGAAUACACAUUUUUUUGCUUCGACAAAAAGCAUAAAAUUAAGGUAUUGUUGUAUUUGUAAUUUAUGUUGCAUUAUGUUACAAGAUACAAAAGUGUAUCGUGUUGUCGAAAUGACAUAUUACAACAUCCGUCCUUACAAUUGAAAAUAAUUAUACGUUUAGUAGAUAUAGAUAUACUUGUGUGUUAUGGAGUACAAUUACUUGAUAUAAAGCGAUUAUUACACGACCGAUAAGUGUUAGGCUGAGAGCUGUUAUGAUGCUAUUUCUACUUGCUUUAAAAGAAAUGUUUUAUCAAAACUGUAGGUACACUACAUGCUACAGGGGGUUAAAUUCAUCUAAAACCUGUUGCAAUUUGAUAUUGGCGCAUAUAAUAGUACCUAAGGGUGCUACCAGAGCAAUCGAUCGAUCAUCGAUCGACAGCAUCGAUCGAUGGUAGAAUAGAAUAGUCGACGUCGAUCGAUAGUUUCUACCAGACCAAUCGAUCGACCAUCGAUCGACGGCAUCGAUCGAUGGUAGAAUGGAAUAGUCGACGUCGAUCGAUAGUUUCUACCAGACCGACGGAUCGAUUAUUGUCAUCGCCCGGCAAUCGAUCGACUGCUUAAUCGAACAGUAUCUGUCGAUCAAUUAAAGUUACCAGACCAGUCGAUCAACUUCGAUCGACGUUGAUCGAUGCCGUCGAUCGAUGAUCGAUCGAUUGGUCUGGUAAGUGGGAAAUGCAAACAAAUUCGAAUAGCAAUAUUGCUUUUUAGAUGAAUAGAGUCGAUGUGGCCUUUUUAACCCCCUAAGUCAAAAAAAGCCUAGGUACCAUUUGGUAUGUUAGGUAUUUAAUAUUUAUCUUGUAGUUACGCUUGUUUACGCUACGUGCCUAACUGCGUAUUUUAUCUGAAGUAUUUUCUCGCACUGCGUCUCAUAUAAGUAGUGAAAAUUCGAGAUUACCUACUUACUUAAUAUUUGUUCUCGCUUGUAUGAGGUUAUCGAUACAGUACGGUUAUAGAUACGGUACAGUUAGGACAUUUUGCCAUCGUAUCUUAUGGUACGAUUACGCAGACACAGGUAAGUAUAUAACUAACUCCCAAUAAGUGAAACGCGUCGUGCAAUAUUCGCCAAAAGUAUUACUACCUACA